Messenger RNA from Durusdinium trenchii, 1050 nucleotides. The record is from the annotation of a GenBank genome assembly. NCBI's taxonomy places the organism in Eukaryota, Dinophyceae, Suessiales, Symbiodiniaceae.
AUGGUUGCAGCACGCAUCGCAGCCUUGUUAUGCGCCAGCACGGUGUUGGUCGCGCAGGCGUGCACCAAUGGAACACCUCAGUGGGAUGAAGGAGCAUUCACAGGAUCACUCAUCGGUGGAUCAGUUGGUGGAAUCGUUGUCGGAAUCCUCGUGGUGGUGCUGGCGUCCUUGCCCUUGUGCUGUGGAGUUCUGAAGCAGUUUGGCAAGUGGAUCGGCGCCGCUGGCAUCAUUUUGGGUCUCUUGGCUAUCAUCAUUCCUGCCUUCGGGUCUAUGGGUGCAUGUGGCCCCUGGGUGGAUGAAUUGUGCAGUGCAAGCUGUACUGGCUGCACUUCUAGCCAGAGAAGCGACAUUUCGGCGCUGUGCAAUGCCGUCGGCUUCAUCAUUGUGUACUUGGGCGCCUGGGGUUGGGCCGCUAUUGUCCUUGGCAUCGUCGGUGAUGAGUUCGGUUAUGACGAGAGUCGGGAGUUUGAUUUGGGCGUGUCUUCAGAGAUGGUUGCAGCACGCAUCGCAGCCUUGUUAUGCGCCAGCACGGUGUUGGUCGCGCAGGCGUGCACCAACGGAGCACCUCAGUGGGAUCAAGGAGCAUUCACAGGAUCACUCCUGGGGGGAUCGCUGGGUGGAAUCGGGGUCGCAAUCCUCGUGGUGGUGCUGGCGUCCUUGCCCUUGUGCUGUGGAGUUCUGAAGCAGUUUGGCAAGUGGAUCGGCGCCGCUGGCAUCAUUUUGGGUCUCUUGGCUAUCAUCAUUCCUGCCUUCGGGUCUAUGGGAGCAUGUGGCCCCUGGGUGGAUGAAUUGUGCAGUGCAAGCUGUACUGGCUGCACUUCUAGCGAGAGAAGCGACAUUUCGGCGCUGUGCAAUGCCCUCGGCUUCAUCAUUGUGUACUUGGGCGCCUACGGUUGGGCCGCUAUUGUCCUUGGCAUCGUCGGUGCCUCCUUGAGCUGCUGCGUCUGCUGCGGCUGCUGCAAGGCCAAGAUGGACCAAUCGCAGGUGACGACCACACAGGUGGUGGUCAUCGGGAAGGACCAAGCAGCUGUGGUGCCUGCUCCCGCGUGA